This is a messenger RNA of Mizuhopecten yessoensis (Yesso scallop), 688 nucleotides long. Its product is annotated as neutral and basic amino acid transport protein rBAT-like. Bases 128 to 673 code for a protein of 181 amino acids. Gene Ontology annotation, biological process: carbohydrate metabolic process; amino acid transport. Lineage: Eukaryota; Metazoa; Mollusca; Bivalvia; Pectinida; Pectinidae. The transcript is spliced from 5 exons. The record is from RefSeq and is a predicted model, not a curated record.
UACCAUAAUAUUUUAACUUUGUUGUCAUCCAACAGGCCUCACAAGCAAAUUGUCUUACCUCAAAGAUCUUGGAGUGAAGACGCUGUACAUAAGUUCUUUCUACAAGUCUGGAAAAGAGGACAAUGGCAUGGAUGUGGUUGACCAUAAAGACAUUGACGAAAUCUACGGCACUCUCGAUCAAUUCAAGGCCCUCCGUAAAGAAACUAAAAAUGAGAUGCGCAUCAUCUUGGACUUCAUUCCUAACCAUACAAGCAAGAACCAUACCUGGUUCCAGAUGAGCAGGAAAAAUGAUCCGGAUUACAAAGACUACUAUGUCUGGAUGCCAUGUACACAGACUGACAUGCCUAACAACUGGAUGAGUGUUAAUGGUGGAUCUGCAUGGGAGUAUGAUUCGGAGCGCAGCGAGUGCUACCUGCAUACAUACCUGAAGGAAGAGCCAGACCUCAACCUUGCACACCCAGUUGUGCUGAAGGAAAUGGAUUCAAUUAUGCGGUUUUGGUUCGACUUGGGAGUGGAUGGAUUCAAUAUCAUUGGAGCAGAGUACUUGGAAUCAAAUGGAAGCGAUGCUAAUGCAGAUACUCUCCCUCGUAACCUGCCAGAAUCCAUCUCUCUCAUCAGUAGGUGGAGGUCAAUUGCCGAAAGUUAUGCAACUAAACCAGGAAAAGAAAAGUAAGUCAAGAGUAGAAUC